UUAAUUGGGUGUUUUGCUCUUGCUUGAAAACUCGAUCAACGAUGCACUCGCAUACGCUUAAAACAUCAAGAAACUACAUCUCUCGCUCUCCCUCUGCUUGGCACUCUCCGCCAUUGCCUCAGCAAGACGAUCCCAUUCUCACCUCACUCUCUCAUGCCAUUACAAAUUCUCAAAUAAAACCUCUUCACGUAGCUCUCAACAAACUCCUUCCUUCCCUUACUCCCUCUCAUGUCUCCAAUCUCAUCGCCUUCAACCCUCACUCGCUUCCCCAUUCCCUCUUCUCCUUCUUUAACUUCCUUUCUUCCCAACCCACGUUUCGUCACACGCUUCACACCUAUUCCACCAUGGCUCAUUUCCUUAUCGCCCACAACAUGCUUCCUCAAGCACGUUCUCUCCUCCGUUUUUUAGUCUCUCGCAAGGGAAAAUGCUCGGCUUCUUCGGUUUUCGCUUCGUUUCUCGAAACCAAAGGUACCCGUGAGUGUGAUUUUGCUUUUGAUUCCUUGAUAAUUGCGUAUACGGUGGGUUUUAUUUCUGAUGCUAUUCAGUGCUUUAGAUUGGUAAGAAAGCAUAAAUUCAAAGUACCAUUUCAGGGUUGUAAGUAUUUGCUUGAAAGAAUGAUGAGGACGAGUUCUCCGAUGGUGAGUUUGGGAUUUUAUAUGGAGAUUUUGGAGUAUGGGUUUCCACCCAAUGUGUAGUUUAAUAUUCUGAUUAAUAGACUGUGUAGAGAAGGUCAAAUUAAAGAUGCCCAAAAGGUGUUUGAUGAAAUUAGGAGGAGAGGUUUACGUGCUACGGUUGUCAGUUUCAAUACUUUAAUCAAUGGGUAUUGUAAAUCAGGGAAUUUAGAAGAAGGGUUUAGAUUGAAAACUGUUAUGGAGGAUGCCGGGAUUCGUCCCGGUUUUACUUACAGUAGUUUGAUUAAUGGAUUGUGUAAGGAGAGUAGGUUGGAUGAUGCAAAUGAAUUGUUUGAUGAAAUGUGUAGCAGAGGGUUGGUCCCGAAUGGUUUUAUUUUCACUAGCUUAAUCGAUGGAAUGUGCAAAAAGGGAAGAACUGAUUUAGCAAUUCAAACUUAUCAGCGGUUUCUGAAGAAAGGUUUCGAACCGGAUUUAGUUAUGUACAAUUCACUUAUAAAUGGUGUAUGCAAAUCUGGGGAUCUAAAACGAGCAAAGAUGUUUAUUGCUGAGAUGAGCUUGAGAGGUUUAAAGCCUGACAAAUUCACUUACACAAUACUAUUAGACGGGUUUUGUAAAGAGGGAGAUAUGGAGUCCGCAUUGCUAAUUAGAGAGAAAAUGGUUACACAAGGGAUUGAACUUGAUGAUGUUGCUUUCACAGCCCUUAUUUCGGGGUUCUGUAAAGAGGGAAGACUCAUCGAUGCUGAACGAGCAUUGAGGGAGAUGUUAAAUGCUGGUAUGAAACCGGAUGAUGCUACGUAUACUAUGAUCAUGGAUGGAUUUUGUAAGCAAGGUGAUGUAAGAAUGGGUUUCAAGUUGCUCAAGCAGAUGCAGAGCUAUGGUCAUGUGCCCGGUGUUGUAACCUAUAACGUUCUUAUGAAUGGACUUUGCAAACAGGGGCAACUCAGAAAUGCUAAUACACUGUUAGAUACGAUGCUUAGUUCAGGGGUGGUUCCGGACAGCAUUACGUACAACAUUCUAUUAGAUGGUUUCUGCAAGAAGGCAAAUCCAAAAGAUGUCAGCAAACUAAGAAGUGAGAUGGGGCUUGUUGCAGAUUAUGCCUCUUAUAGCUCACUAAUUAGCCAGGUUGGUGGAGCUUCAAAAUCGCUCGAAGAGAUAACACUUUCUGGAGCAGGUUCGCUUGGUGUAUAUCGUUAAGAUGAACAAACAAACAUGGACUUCGAUGCAGUCAAUUGCCUUUGAUCUACUAGAUGGUUCCAUUCGGUUCAUCGAAACCAUCGUGACACGAUUCGUUGGACAUCGUUUCUCAAAAUUCAGAAGAUAUUUAGAAGACUAUAUGGCUACCUAAUGUCCAGCAACCUCCACAUGGUUUUAGCCCAAGCUUGUAACAGAGUCAUGCCUGAGCCUGAGAAUUGUUGCAAGUCAAUCAGAUACUGAAUCUUGGUGAUAAUCUAACUUGCAUAGCAGUGCCCCAAAGUUUUAAUCGUGAUCCGGAUGGAUCAAAUGCAAGGCAUCCGAUUGAAUAAGCUCAGUGCGAAGAUCGAUUAGGGUCUCGCGGAUUGUCUACGAGCAAUGUUUUAAUAUACUGACAAGGCUGCAGAGAGAGAGAAGUGAU
Molecule: messenger RNA, 2244 nt
Organism: Hibiscus syriacus
Lineage: Eukaryota; Viridiplantae; Streptophyta; Magnoliopsida; Malvales; Malvaceae
Product: putative pentatricopeptide repeat-containing protein At1g09680
Molecular function (GO): protein binding
Source: RefSeq, a predicted model, not a curated record